This is a messenger RNA of Culex pipiens pallens (northern house mosquito), 2811 nucleotides long. RefSeq lists its product as uncharacterized. Lineage: Eukaryota; Metazoa; Arthropoda; Insecta; Diptera; Culicidae. The coding region runs from base 352 to 2403 and encodes 683 amino acids. The transcript is spliced from 2 exons. The record is from RefSeq and is a predicted model, not a curated record.
UGGAAGGCUGCCGAGUUCCACCGUUUGUAUGAUCAUUUAAACAAGUUUCACGGCGCGUUGACUAAGUACGGAUGCAACAUCGGAAGGUGCACACGAACUUUCGGCUUAAGAGCAUCUUUUAUACGACAUUUCAACAGUCAUUUCAAAAAUACAGACAACACAAGCGACUCUUUCCAAUCACACGAAACACAACUCAUUUCUCCCACUACAGUAAACAAUAGACCAGAUAAUGCUUCACAACAACACGUCAGCGUCCCAGAUCAUGAUCUACUUGCAAUAGUACCUAAUUUGGAAAGUAAUGUUCAAAACCGAGUAAACCGAUUCCCCAUUCAAGACGAGUUAGUAGCAAAAAUGGAAAUGAUGAAUCUCGAGUUGAGCUUAAAAUGGCUCGACAUUAGUUCAAUGCCCCGUGGUACUGUAUUUGAUUUGAAAAAGGACCUGCACGAGCGAAUCUACGACCCGUUUCAUCAAGUUUUUGCUCAACUGGCAACCAUCGGAUUGGUCACACCUGAAGGACGAAAGGUUCUUGACGAUUUAGUAUGUAGUCUCGAAGGAGACGAAAGCGAGUAUUUAUUCAAGAAAAAACUUCAAAAACUUGACCUGUACCACGAUGCUAGAGAGUUUGUCAUAAGUAAUCAUCUGCAGCCAGGUGUUGUUAGGAACGAAUUAAAGAUGGAUAACGACCCGAUCACAGGAAUAUUGAUGCCUAUCAAGUUUCAGCUACGGAAAUAUCUUGAGUCGGCGGGCGUGUUAAAAACAAUCUUGGAUCAUCUGUCGCCUUCGAAAGACGGUUACGUCAGGACAGUCGUUGACGGUACCGUGUGGCAAGCAAGAACCGACCCAGCCAAAACCGUUAUUCCUUUAAACCUAUUCUUCGAUGACUUUACGACAACCGACACAGUCUCGCCCCAUGCAGCAUCAACAUCUAUUUGUGGCAUUUAUUAUUACAUUCCCUGCUUGCCGAGCUACGUCCUAUCCAAACUUGUUAACAUUUUAAUUGCUGGAUAUGUGCUGACAGAAGAUCGCAAGUUGUUUAGUAACGACGUCCUGUUCACCUCACUGAUAGACAUUUUAAUCGAGUUAGAAACUGACGGUCUAGAGAUUAGUUAUGAAGGAAACUCCAUUCGUGUUUAUUUUAUGUUGGCUUUCAUAACAGGAGAUAAUCUAGGUCUGUCAGGAAUACUCGAUCUGGUGGAAUCAACGCGAGCCAACUUCUAUUGUCGAAUGUGUAAGAGAAACUACGAGCAGAGGCAGACGGAUUUGAUCGAAUAUAGCAAAAGUUUGAGAACUAGACAAAACUACGAAAGUGACUUACAGCUGGCAGACCCAUCGCAGACAGGCAUAAAAAAUAAGUGUGUGUUCAACAAAAUUCCCUCGUUUCACUUAGUCUACAAUGUUUAUUUCGACGUUAUGCAUGAUCUGUGGGAGGGAGUUUGCCUUUACGGACUACAACACUGUCUUCACUAUUUUAUAACAAUCAAAAAGUACUUUAGUUUAGACGAUCUUAACAGGAGGAAAAAUUUGUUUGUUUUCGGAAAGCUGAACUCGUCAAAUAUUCCGAAUGAUAUUAAAGAAUUGAAUUUUGCCAAGAACAAACUGCGAAUGACCGCGAGUGAGGUAAAAACUUUUGUUACAUUUAUUCCACUGAUAAUAGGAGAUAAGAUUCCAACAAACGAUGAAGUCUGGUUAUACUUUUGUAAUCUUUUAAAAAUUUGCCAUAUUUUAAUGUUGCGUCAAAUUAAUGCUAGUUUAAUCCAUAUUCUAAGAAAUUUAGUAAGUAAUCAUCAUGAACAAUACCAACAUUUGUUCAACGACACACUUAAACCUAAGCACCAUAACCUUGUACACUACUCAUCAUUUAUACUAAGUUCUGGAACACCUCGUCACCAGUGGGCUAUGAGGGGAGAAGCAAAGCAUAAGGAAGCAAAGCAGUAUUGCAGAAGCAACAACAACAAGUUAAAUCUUUGCAAAUCAUUAGGUAUCAAAGUAGGGUACAAAUUUGCGUAUAAUGUUGUCAAUAAUGUUUUUAUUCCACCUGCAAUCGAUUUAUCUGAGUCCAAACGAACGCCACACGACCAAUCUUCACAAUACCUCAACAAAUUUAUUAAGUACGGAUCAGUGUAUGCACAAGGAACAAUUUUUGUGAUUGAUUAUGGCAGCAUGUUCAAGUUGUUUGAAUUGGAAAGAAUAUUAAUUGACAGGGACGAAAACAUUUCAUUGAUCGGAUUGAAAAUUCAGUACCAGCACUUCAACGAACAUUUACAAUCAUUUGAGGUUAUCAAAACAAGCGAGGCAGAAUUAAUAAGCAACAUCAACCAUGUUAAUAUUAGGGCCACUAAUCUACACACGUUAAACGGAAAAUUGUACUAUCGUUACUGUAACUUGAACGUUAGCAUCAACUGAGAAUAAAACAAUUAAAAUCUAUUUUUCUAUUUUUACUAUAGUAUAAAGCCAAAGAAAGUCUUUCAGCAAGACAUUUCAUUGGCCACAUUGACAAUGCUGCUAGCAUUGCCAAUUUGGCCCAAUGAAUUGUAGCAUUAAUAAACAAUUGAAUAAUUUAUUGAGUCAACAAUCGUGAUAAUUCAUUCAACCCUGCAUGUUUGUAGGUUCAACAAACAUGUUUGUUACUCUGGCCAUAAUGAUUAUUGGAAUUACAAACAAGUUACGUUUGAAUGGCAACUAUCUCGUUUAUCAAACCCACAAACUUGUUAGGUUGAAUCUGAUAAACAUGUUUGCUGGCCCUGAGAUGACAAUCAUGUUUGUGGGCACAAACCAACAUUUUGCUGGAUGCACUAUCCGAUUUUUCUGCGU